ACACACACUCACACACACUCACACGCACGUACACACGCGAGCUGGAUGAACAGCGAGUUCCGCGUCAGCAGCGUUUGUCCCGGAGAAGCUCCGAUAACGAGAUCGGCAGUGAAAACAUCGGUCCAUGUGGGAGAGUUCCCUCAACAUGAGGAUCACUGACUGAGUUCGGACUCUAACGCACACUGUCCGGGGACUACAGUUCAGAACCCACUUCAACUGGAGUUUCACUGUCGGGCGCAAUUACGCACCAGUACGAUGGCACUGGUUUUGGACAGACGGGCUCCGGUGCUGCUCCUGGCGUGGAGCUACUGCGUCCUGGCGGACUUCGCCUUCACGAACUUCACCCUGGACAACGAGUUCCACUCCAGCUUCAUCCACCGUCGCCUGAAGAGCCAGGAGCGCAGGGAAAUGCAGCGGGAGAUCCUGUCGAUCCUCGGGCUCCCGCACCGGCCGCGACCCCACCUCUACGGAAAACACAACGCAGCCCCGAUGUUCAUGUUGGACUUGUACAACGCCAUGUCCACGGAGGGUGGCGAGGACAGAUACUCCUAUCCUUACAAGCCCGUCUUCACCACCCAGGGCCCCCCCAUCGCCAGCCUGCAGGACAACAACUUCUUGAACGAUGCAGACAUGGUGAUGAGCUUCGUCAAUUUAGUGGAACACGACAAAGAAUUCCUCCCAGUGCGUCGGCAUCACCGGGAGUUCAGGUUCGACCUUUCACGGAUCCCGGAGGGCGAAGCCGUGACCGCGGCGGAGUUUCGUAUUUAUAAAGACUUUAUCCACGAAAGUUAUAACAACGAGACGUUCCGCAUCAGCGUCUACCAGGUGCUGGAGGAACACUCCGACAGAGUGUCGGACCUGUUCCUGCUGGACUCCCGGGUCAUCUGGGCGGCGGAGGAGGGCUGGCUGGUGUUUGACGUCACGGCCACCAGUAACCACUGGGUCCUGAACCCAGGCAGGAACCUGGGGCUGCAGCUGGCCUUAGAGACCAUGACUGGAGAGAGUAUCAAUCCCAGGAUAGCGGGCCUGAUUGGGCGCAGUGGGCCUCAGAAUAAACAGCCCUUCAUGGUGGCGUUCUUCAAAGCCACAGAAGUUCACCUGCGAAGUAUUCGCUCAGCGUCCACCGGGGGCAAACAGCGAAACCCCAACAGAUCCAAGGGAACCAAGAACCAAGAGGCUCUCCGCGUGGCCAGUGUAGCCGAAAACAGCAGCUCUGAUCAGAAGCAGGCGUGUAAGAAGCACGAGCUGUUCGUCAGCUUCAGAGACCUGGGCUGGCAGGACUGGAUCAUCGCUCCGGAGGGAUACGCAGCGUACUACUGUGAGGGGGAGUGUGCCUUCCCCCUCAACUCCUACAUGAACGCCACCAACCACGCCAUCGUGCAAACACUCGUCCAUUUCAUCAACCCAGAGACGGUCCCUAAGCCGUGCUGCGCCCCCACCCAGCUCCACGCCAUCUCCGUGCUCUACUUCGACGACAGCUCCAACGUCAUCCUCAAGAAGUAUCGCAACAUGGUGGUCAGAGCCUGCGGCUGCCACUAGCGUCUUUCCUCAGACACACACACACACACACACACACACUCGUGCUUCCUACUGUGUACACAGACAUUAAAGCAGUGAUUGUACUGUAUUUUCCUUCACGCUCGUCUUUUCUUCUCACUAACUGUUGUAGUCCUUCCUUCCUUCUUUAUUUCUUUUUUUUUUUACUGUAGAUUUAUAUUUGUAUAUUUUUAUGACUGAGAAACCCGGGUUGUAGUUUUGAGUACUUUUUGUGUACAUUAUUGUGUAAAUAUUUUUUUUUUCAAAUGAAGCAAAAAAAA
Molecule: messenger RNA, 1817 nt
Organism: Cynoglossus semilaevis (tongue sole)
Lineage: Eukaryota; Metazoa; Chordata; Actinopteri; Pleuronectiformes; Cynoglossidae
Gene: bmp7b
Product: bone morphogenetic protein 7b
Biological process (GO): BMP signaling pathway
Cellular component (GO): extracellular region
Molecular function (GO): growth factor activity; cytokine activity
Source: RefSeq, marked provisional